This is a messenger RNA of Melospiza melodia melodia, 4915 nucleotides long. It is a transcript of the gene SOST, whose product is annotated as sclerostin. The transcript has 2 exons. The record is from RefSeq and is a predicted model, not a curated record. NCBI's taxonomy places the organism in Eukaryota, Metazoa, Chordata, Aves, Passeriformes, Passerellidae. The coding region runs from base 1808 to 2446 and encodes 212 amino acids. Gene Ontology annotation, molecular function: BMP binding. Gene Ontology annotation, biological process: ossification; negative regulation of Wnt signaling pathway; negative regulation of BMP signaling pathway.
ACUACGAUGUAGUUUUUUAUAGUUCUAUUUUUUUAAAGCAUUUAGUCUUUUUUCCAAGGCUAUCUUUUGAAACUUCUUUCUAGUUCAAUUUCUCUCUCAACAAUAUCUACCUUAUUCCAUGGUAUUUCUAAAUUAGUAUUUCUUAUUUUAAAGUUUGCAUACACAUGUAUACUGUGUGAGCUUUUUGUUAAGUUUUGAGAAUUUUCUACAAAUUCAUUUCCCUGUGUGGGUUUGGCUCUGGCUAUGGGCGAACCACAGCAGUGGCUGAGGAUGGAAUUGCUCAGCUCUGAAUAUUAUAUAUAAUAAUAUAUAUAAUAAUUAUAUAUAAUAUUCUGAUAUAAUAUAUUCAGCUCCAGUAUCAGUCCCACCCUGUCAGAGCUCAUUCUGAGAACACUCUCUCCCUAAUAACUCUUUUUAUUUUUUCCCGUGCUUCAUUAAAACUAGAAAAAUCAAAUUUUUGGGGGAGGGAAGCAGCACAGAGAAUGUCUGCUUUGCUGCAGGAAGGGCUGUGAGCAGGCAAGCAGCUGCAGGGUGUGAAAAAAUGUUUUUGUAGCUAAGGAAUCUGAAUGGCUGAGAUUUGGGUUCAUUCCUGGCAUCUAUUAGGCCGCCCUCCUUCUUAUGGACAAGAAGUUUUAAGCCACAGGCUAAAUAUAUCUUCUGGUUUUUUCAUUCAGACAUUGUUUUGGUAUUAUUUCUCCGUGUGGGUUGUACAGAUAAAUACAAUAGUUAGUAAUAGUUUGUAUAGAAGAGUGAAUACAGAUUGUCUGAGUGCUUGGGAGAAGCUACAUCAAGAAGAUUUUUCUGUUUUAUGUGACAGCUGAUCACUCUAAAUGAGAUUGUUGUCAGUGCAGGCCCACUAGAGACAACAGCUUUUGGAAAUAUUGCAUGAAAAAUUAACAGAAACUGAGCUUUGGUGGAUACAUCCAACUUUGAGGGCAUUUAAACAGAGGAGUAAAGAAGCAGCAAGGACUCAGUGAUUGCCAGCACUCAGCUCUGCUCUGCUCUCCUGUCCUGCUUUUCUGCAGCUCUGAUGUCACUUUGGACAAGGCUCUCGUGGUGCUAUUCCUGUCUGACCAAAAUAAUACCAAAAUCCUUCUUUAGUCCCUGCUCCUUCAGGACUCGGAGUCCUUCACGGCUUGUUCAGUUCAGCUCCAAGCCAAAAAUAGAUUUACUACAUGUAAGUAAGGAAAAUGAUGCUUAGAAGAACAUGAAACAAAAUGUGGAGCUCCUUUUUUUAUGGAAAGGAGAGGGGAAAAAAGCUCCUUGUUAUGGAAAGGAUAGGAAAAAAACCCUAAUAAUUUCCCUGCAGAGACUGAAAAGCAGAAUUACUGAGCUACACUUUCUAGAUUUACUCACUUUAAACAUUGAGCAAAGGGAAGAGGGAAUUUGCUGAAUAACAACAGCAAAAUGUAAAAAGUCUGGAAAACCUUUGGAAAAGGCAAAGUUUCAAAUAUGGAUGGAGGCAGAAGCAGGUUUUAAUUACACCAUUGUCAGAGCAAAACUGCAGAAAGGCUUGGCAGGUUGCAAUUCAUUGUAGUCUUGUCUAUCACUUUUUGUUGCCAGGCUCAAAAAUGAGGUAGAUGAGAGAAGUUUUUGCAUAACAGUUGUAAAAUAUUGUCACUAACCCACCCCCACACACCCAUUUUAUUUCACACUGACAAAAGCUGAGAUGAAUGAGUUGUCUGGCCCUUCCCACUUUGUAUAGUCAUUGGCUGGCUUGGUUCUAAAAGGGAUUUUAAAAAGGGGAAUAAUGUGCCUUUGGCCAGGAUCUGAGGCUGUCAGGGUGCUGAAAAGCUGAUCUGUGACCAUGCAGAUCCCUUGGGCUGUGUGUGCUGUCUGUGUCCUGACACAAAUCACGCUUCACUCUGUGCAAGGCUGGCAGGUGUUUAAAAAUGAUGCUACAGAAAUCAUUCCUGAGAUCACUGAAAAUCCAGAAACGCCAAUGGAGCCGGCUUUCAGCAACAACAACACCAUGAACCAGGCAAAACAUGGAGGAAGACACAUACAACAAACUCCAGACCUCAGUGAUGCCGCCUUCAGCUGCCGGGAGGUUCGCACCACGCGGUUCCUGACGGACGGGCCGUGCCGCAGCCUGAAGCCGGUGAAGGAGCUGCUGUGCUCGGGCCAGUGCGAGCCCUCGCACCUGCUGCCCAACUCCAUCGGCCGCGGCAAGUGGUGGCGGCAGAACGCGCCCGAUCUCCGCUGCAUCCCCGCGCACAGCCGCACCCAGCGCGUCCUCAUGGCCUGUCCCCAGCAGGAGACGCGGACUUACAAAUUCCGGGCGGCCACGGCCUGCAAGUGCAAGCGCUACACCCGCUACCACAACCAGUCCGAGCUCAAGGACUUCGGCAAGGACGUGCCCCGGCCCCAGAAGAACAAGAAAGCGCAUCUGGCCAGAGCCAGGAGCGGCAAAUCCAACCAGCACGAGCUGGAAAAUGCCUAUUAGGAGGGAAGGAUGGAUGGAUGGGUGGAUGGAUGGAUGGAUGGAAGGAUGGAGGUGGCUCUGGGUUGUUGAGUUUGUGAGGUGCCCAGGAUGAGGUGAGAAUCUGCCUCCCAUGUUCUCAGAAGGCUGAUUUGUUAUUUUAUGGUAUUAUAUUGUAUUAAAAGAAUAUACUGAAACUAAGAGAAAGGAUACAGCCAGAAGGCUUGACAAGAAUGAUGAUGAAAAAGUCGUGGCUGACUCCUCAGAGUCCGACACAGCUGGUGGUGAUUGGUCAUUAAGUAAAAACAAUUCACAUGAAACCAAUCAAACCUGUUGGUAAACAAUUCCAAAGCAGCAAAACAGGGAGAAGCAAAUGAGAUAAUAUUGUUUUCACUUUUCUCUGAGGCUUCUCAUCUUCCCAGGAGAAGAAAUCCUGGCGAAGGGAUUUUUCAGAAAAUGUGGCAGUGGCACUGGGCGACACAGACCAGCAGCUCCAGAUGUUUGCUGAACCAUCAAAAGGCACUCGGAGGUCACACCUUGAUGUUCUGACUGCAGAAGGUUCCAAUUCCUUCUGCUGAGCUGGGUCAAAUAGGCAAAAAAAUGGGUCAGAUUGUAGCACUUAUGUGUGAUAAAGAAUGAGAUAAAGGCAGCUGGAGGCACCUGUCACUACAGGACACGAAAUAACACGCAGCUCUCUCAAGGCAAAAAGAGAAUUUUUAAUUUCUGGCUCCAGCAUUUAUAGAUUUCCAAAAGUGACAGUGGAUUGGAGGGUGACAGUGCCACCUCUCCAAUGACACUGGACAAACCAACAGCCUGUCAAAUUUCUCCUCCUCCAGAAAAGAAUGCAAAACAAUGAGUUAUUAACAUAAAGCAUAUGAGGAAAUUUGUUACAAGAAUGCAAACAUCAGAAAGCUUAGAAAAACUUAAAUAUGAGUUUUUCAGGAGAGAAGGACCCUUCCAUGUGCAUGCUGGACAAAUAAAUUAAAGUUUUCUCCCCCAGUCUCACGGGUUUGCUGCUGUCACUCACUUGUGUUGUCCUUCCUGCAGCUCAAAGAAUUGCAUCUUGUCUUGCUCCCAGCACUGGGCAGUUGUUUAUGCCCUGUAAAACAAAAAUACUGCAAGCCUUGUGGAUAAUCAACCAGUAUUGCUGGGGAGAAUUAAAUUCCUGAGUUCACCGGAAAAUAUUUAGCGUUAGAUUUUAAAUGUAAAACCAUUGGAUUAUUAGAUUAUCGAGUCACCAGAACACAUUUAGCGCUAGAUUUUAAAUGUAAGACCAUGAGAUUUAUUGAGUUCAUCAGAAAAAUCAGGGUGACAGGAGGUGCAUGGCAGUUUGUGUGUCCUGGAGGAGCAGGGAGGCAGAGGAGAGCGAAGCUGGUGUGGGCACAGCCACAUUUUGCUUUAUUCCAAAGGGAACAUUUACAGGAAUAGAAUCUUGGAAUCCGUUCCCCAGACCAGGAUGCAGGACAAGGCUGCAGUUAUGAAAGCACCAGGAGAGUCUCUGAAGGCGCCCUAGAAGGUUUGGGGCAGCAGGGAUUUCAGGUUCUGGUGGGUGAAGUCAAAUUGUUGGGAAAUGAGCACAUUACCAGAUGUCCUCGUGCACCAGGUGUUGCCUCUCGAACUGAAAUGUGACGUUAAUGUUCUCAAAACAGAAGUAAAAGUGUGACAAAUCCAUCUCAUAUUUUUAAUUAGAAGCUUAUGGGGUUGACAAGUUCAAAACUGGCGACUAGAACCAUAUUGAUUUGGGAACAAUGAUUUGUUUUAGGGACAAUUCAACAAAUUCUCCUGGAACUGGAGUGGAGCAGAUUUAUGAACAAGAUGCUCCUCCCAAACCAGAUAAGCUCACUGAUGUUUGUCCUGUAAGCAGCUAACAUUAUCCAUAGCCUAACAUAGAAUAUAGUGAUUAUUCCUUAUUUCCUAGAACAUGUUUGACUUUAAUAUCAGCUUAGACACAUCCAUUUACAUUUUCUGUUCUGUAGAGGUUGGAUUAUGUGGCCACACACUCUGUAGCAGUAAAACUGUGCAAACCAAGCUCUGGGAGUGAGGUGGUGCUUCUGCAUUAAAAGUGAGCCUCUGCUAAGUCAUGAAUUCCUCUAGAAAAGUCUUUAGGAUAUGCAACUUUGUUUUUUCUUUAGUUUGGCAGCAAUUUUCCUUUGCUUAGCUUCUCAACACUCAGAGUAAUGUUUAUGGUUUUACAUUAAAGGAUAUUGUUAGAAAGUGAAUUGUCAAAUGCUGUAUACAUCCUGUAGAAUUUAUGCUGAAAUAAUAUGAAUGUGGAAAUUUGAAAUGUUGAUAGAUUUUUCAGUUGUUUUAUGUGAGACCAGAACCUAGGGACAAAAGAUAUCAUUUCAGAGAGUGAAUUAUGUAUUUAUUUUUUUCCAGAAAAUUAUUUAUGCAAUGUUUCAACUUGUAGAGAACGAGAAGUAAUACUGCUUUAAAAAUAUUAGUCUGUUAUUUUUAAUUUUAAAUAAAUUGUUAAUAAAGUAGAAACAAUGA